UCUCGUCAGCUGAUAGCAACCACUCAAACGUCCUCCCUCUCCACUCCCUGUGCAAGUUAACCUUACCGGCGCACUCUAACUAAAGCAAAGAAAACAUCUGCAUUAUUAACCAGGCUGCACUUCCUCGCACUCACUCUCCUUCUCUCUCCUCCCUUUCUCUCUCUAGCAGAAUGGAGUCUCGCGUGAUCAGCGGCGCCACUGUUCGCGGCAUUGCACUCCCCCCAAAGCCGGCAGCGAGGCUCACUGCAAACUGCAGUUUCCCUGCCUUGAAGGUCACCGGGAAACUCAGCCAAGGUGGAAACUUGAUAUGGGGGAGGCAGCUCCGACCAGCCAUUCUGCUCGAAGGCUCACCCGUUAGCGGGGUUUCUCCAGUGACGAAGAGGGAGACUCUCCGUCCGUGCUCCGCCGCGGCUUCAUCGCCGGCGGGGGGCAGCGAUUCCGCCGGGGGUGCUAAGGUCGGGUUCUUGGAGAAAUACCCGGCACUUGUCACCGGGUUCUUCUUCUUCAUGUGGUACUUUCUGAACGUGAUAUUCAACAUUCUCAACAAGAAGAUCUACAAUUACUUCCCCUAUCCUUACUUCGUGUCGGUUAUACAUUUAUUUGUUGGUGUUAUCUACUGCUUGUUAAGCUGGGCCGUCGGCCUCCCCAAGCGAGCUCCAAUUGACUCAAACCUGUUGAAGCUGCUCAUCCCUGUUGCUGUGUGCCAUGCUCUAGGCCAUGUAACUAGUAACGUCUCGUUUGCUGCUGUUGCAGUCUCCUUCACUCACACCAUUAAAGCCCUUGAGCCAUUCUUCAAUGCUGCGGCUUCACAGUUCAUACUUGGACAACAGAUACCUUUUACAUUAUGGCUGUCACUGGCUCCAGUCGUCAUUGGUGUGUCAAUGGCAUCACUUACGGAAUUGUCUUUCAAUUGGACGGGCUUCAUUAGUGCUAUGAUUUCCAACAUCUCUUUCACUUACCGGAGCAUCUACUCCAAGAAAGCCAUGACUGAUAUGGAUAGCACCAAUUUGUAUGCCUACAUUUCAAUUAUCGCCCUCAUUGUCUGCAUUCCACCUGCCGUAAUUUUUGAGGGACCUCAACUGAUAAAGCAUGGAUUUAGUGAUGCAAUUGCUAAAGUUGGUCUGACAAAGUUCGUCACUGAUCUUUUCUGGGUGGGAAUGUUUUACCACCUCUACAAUCAGCUGGCAACCAACACCCUUGAGAGAGUGGCACCGCUCACCCAUGCUGUUGGAAAUGUGUUGAAACGUGUUUUCGUGAUUGGCUUCUCAAUCUUGGUCUUUGGAAACAAGAUUUCACUACAGACUGGUAUUGGCACCUCCAUUGCUAUUGCUGGAGUUGCAAUGUACUCCUUCAUCAAGGCCAAGAUUGAAGAAGAGAAACGACAAAUGAAAGCAGCCUGAGCACUGAUUCAGGGACAUGGAACAAAUCUCAGUAUCAAGUUGCGACGAGAUCUUUAUUGCAAAAACAACUUGCGGCCUGAGAAAUUGUUUUGUUUACCAUUGUGUAAUUAGUUCGUCAAUUUUCGUUCUUUUAAAUUUCAGAUGUUCUCUGAUUCUCAAUUUCUUGGAGAAAAUGACUGGAAUAAUGUACCAAGUCCUCGUGUGGUCAAGAUUAUGAUCACAUGUGUUGAGGGUUGUCAUCAGAAUUUGAGGAUAAAAUGUGUGAAUAGUGUAUCUUCCGUGGGAACUGACUGUUCUGUGCUCCAUAUUUUGGUGCCACUGCAUGUUUCAACAUUUUGCCUGAGCCAAGUUUUUGAAUAAAUUUUCAAUUCCCAAA
Sesamum indicum (sesame) is the source of this 1776-nucleotide messenger RNA. RefSeq names its product Glucose-6-phosphate/phosphate translocator-like protein (gene APE2). Lineage: Eukaryota; Viridiplantae; Streptophyta; Magnoliopsida; Lamiales; Pedaliaceae. The record is from RefSeq and is a predicted model, not a curated record. Gene Ontology annotation, biological process: transmembrane transport. Gene Ontology annotation, cellular component: membrane. Gene Ontology annotation, molecular function: transmembrane transporter activity.